CGGAGACGGACCAACCAAUUGUUAAAACCCGGCUACCAACUUGGACACACAUUUAGAUCCGCUUGGAUUACUUUCGGAAAUGAGAUCUGGCCGUCGGUUUUCUUUCGACGUAUUAAUUCCCGUCAGGACGAUCCUGGCUUUGUUCGUUCGUUCGUUCGUUCGUUCGUUCGUUCGAGGUUGUAUCCAUUAUUUUGAGAAUCCAUUCGUUCGUGUGGAGGGAUGUGCUCAGUUGAGUGGACAUUUUGGUAUCCAAAGAAUUCUUGACAACUUACUAACCCUAACGCAAGAUAGUCGUCAAUCAACAAGGCAUCCGUACAACUGGAUUUCCCUGAGUUUUCCCCCUCACCGAGUCUGAAAACUGUUACGAAGCGGUGGGUUGAUUGUUGCCAUGAAGGGCGGAUUCUCGGGCAAGUUUUUAAGGGUAACCAGACGUCCUUGGCAGGAAUGUCUCCAAUCAAGGUGGCUGGAGUGGUGUUGUUGAAUAUCGAACCAUUUCAAUUCUCCGCCGCCGUCCCCUCCUCCUCCUCCUCCCUUCUCAUCAGCAUCAACAUCAUCAUCAUAGUCACCACUGCCUUCGUUGCGUUGUUAUGACGUUCUCCAGUUGGUUCGAAAGAUGGUCGAGAGCUCUGAUCAUGGAAUUCGCUUUGCAAGUUAGAUCCAUUUUCUUGACGAUUGCUCUCAUCAGUGUUAGUGCAGUACAAGGCAAUGAGCCGCUAUUGAACACGGGACAAAUUAACCCCGAUCUUCUCCAGUACAUUGUUCAGAAUCCCCUUCUCGCCAGUCAGUUACAAGCUCAAGUUGGGCUUUUCCCCCUAGUGGGAACACCUAAUGCAGGGGACCUGCUCUCCACGACAUUGGAUCCGUGUGCCGCUCUCCGAGCUGAAAAUGCAAACCUGAAGCAAAUCAUUGGGCUUUUGACCAUUCUGGAACAGCAAAGUGGGGUAGCGAGUACCAAUGCAGUGGAACGAAACUUGAGACAAUUGCCCCAAAACCAAGUGGAACAGUUCUUGAAGCAGGCUGCAUCUCCCUCGUUAAGUGCAUCAUUCUCAUUCGAAAGCGUUUUUGUCACGCCCACGCCCACUUGGUCAACGACUUACGACACUUCCACGAUCACCACAGUUAAAAUGGAGACCAGUACGCAAGAAAUUCCAAUAAUCUACCGAGGAACCAAGAUUAUAACCACAAUUGAAGAGUCUUUUGCAAAAACAGUCACCGAGACAGAGGUGAAGGCCGUUUCCAGUGAAAUAACGCCUACUCCCACCUGGUCCACUCAAACCGUUUUGCUUUCGACAACCCAAGCCGACUACAACUCGUUAUUGGCUCAAGUGAUCCCAACAAAAGCCUUGGACUUGGCUAAAGAUCCUCUAACACCGCAGAUUCCCUCAGUUUGGCCCAAGAUGGACACAAAUCAUCGGCCUUUUGACCCCAAAACUGGCCGAGAACAAGCGGAUGUGCUUGAAAUAGACGCAGAUACGUCGCCGGUGGAAGCCAAAUCCCAUUUGGAUAAACUGAAGCAAGCUUAUGGUGUGUUUUUUGCCUCCAGUGCUCAAAGGAACGCUGAGAAAUAUCGCAAAAUAUUCGGGAAUAGGUCUGCUCCAGAACGAGAAAAUCAAAGGAAUCCCAUAUUUGAUGAGCGCAAUGGCGAUGAUAAUCUUGAAAGAAUCUAUGAUCAGGAGGCCCAGCCAGCAAGGAAUCAAUACAUCUACUCCCGAUACCUCCCCAAAGCACAAUCCGUUUCACGUAUCAAAAAGGAGGAUCGAGAUGAGGCAAACUUGAAUACGUUAUGGAGCCGAGUGCAAACUCAAUACAUCUCGGGCUCUGUCCCAGGUGAAUACACGACUCGUUUGACAACAAUUGUCGAUGGAGCAGCGCAAUCUAGGAGCAAUCGUCGAUGGAAAAGGCACAACCAUGAUAUGAUCAGGCCCUCUCCAGUUGAACCAAUUACGAAGACUACCUUAGCAUUCACUGAUCGUUCACUUGAUCGGCCAAAUGUUGCGCCUUUCGAUGAGAUCGAAUUUGAAAGCCAUGAUCAAAUGGCCAAGGGAAAUUCCAUGGAUCUUCAGAGCUCGUUUUACGUUACUUUUCCUCCAAUGGUGACUAGUCAUCGUGAAAUGGAUACAGAUAUACCAAAUCUUAUACGCUUAUCAGCUUGACUUUUUUGAUUGUAUUUUUCUCACUAAUCCCUCACUAAAUGGAUCAUCUUCAAAAUAAUUAUUUGGUUGCUCUUAAUAGGGCUCCUUGGUUCUCGUA
Messenger RNA from Tigriopus californicus, 2250 nucleotides. RefSeq lists its product as uncharacterized. The record is from RefSeq and is a predicted model, not a curated record. NCBI's taxonomy places the organism in Eukaryota, Metazoa, Arthropoda, Copepoda, Harpacticoida, Harpacticidae. The transcript is spliced from 2 exons. The coding region runs from base 588 to 2153 and encodes 521 amino acids.